ACAAGAACUCUUACACAUGAUGAGAUAGAAGAGUUGCGUGAAGCUUUUGUAGAGUUUGAUAAAGACAAGGAUGGCUUCAUAACCUGUAAAGACUUAGGGAACCUGAUGAGGUCCAUGGGUUACAUGCCAACUGAAAUGGAGCUGAUAGAACUGAGCCAGAACAUCAAUAUGAAUUUGGGUGGACGAGUGGACUUUGAGGACUUUGUGGAACUAAUGACCCCAAAACUUCUGGCUGAAACUGCAGGGAUGAUAGGAGUAAAGGAACUUAAAGAUGCUUUCAAAGAGUUUGAUAUAGAUGGUGAUGGUGCAAUCACAUCUGAAGAGCUGAGGCAUGCCAUGGUAAAGCUAUUAGGAGAACACACCAGCAAGCAUGAAAUCGAAGCAGUGGUCAGGGAAGCUGAUGAAAAUGGAGAUGGUACAGUUGAUUUUGAGGAGUUUGUGAUUAUGAUGUCACAGAAAUGAGGACGACAGAAUGAAUAGAAGGCUGUGAAAUGGAGAUGUUUGUAACUGAAUCUGUUUAUAUGGCCUAUUUAUGGAUAACUUCACUAUUUUCUGUUUAAGUGGCAUUUGUCUCAUACACAUUCUUCUAAAGUCUAGUAAUUUUAAGUUAACAAUUUAUUAAUGAAUAUAAAAUUAUUAUAAUUGAAAUUUUGUUGUAAAUAGGCACCGCAUUUUUAUUUGGAUAUUUACUAUUCAGCAUGUUUGGCAAAUUUGUUUUUGUAUAGUUUGCCUUCGUAUAGUUUGCCCCACAGAUCAGUGAGUGCUCAGCUGUUUGAAAAGAAUGGCACUACUACUUUUUCUUGGUGAGAAGCUGAUAAACACGGUUGCACUGCAGCUAAAUAGGCCGGCAGUAGUAAAAUGAGAUGUCCGGCUUCUAGCUACUAGGCAUGUCAGCAGAAGUGAAAGUACAAUGUCAACAAAUCUGAGUGUGCUGCACUGUGGGCUGGCCUUGGAGGACUAAAGUAAAACAAAAUGCUGUCAACAUGUUAUCUUUGCUAUUAAAAAUGAGUGACAGGA
This is a messenger RNA of Monopterus albus (swamp eel), 1017 nucleotides long. RefSeq names its product calcium binding protein 5b (gene cabp5b). Lineage: Eukaryota; Metazoa; Chordata; Actinopteri; Synbranchiformes; Synbranchidae. Gene Ontology annotation, cellular component: cytoplasm. Gene Ontology annotation, molecular function: calcium channel regulator activity; calcium ion binding. The record is from RefSeq and is a predicted model, not a curated record. The annotation marks the transcript as partial. The transcript has 5 exons.